Messenger RNA from Eruca vesicaria subsp. sativa (arugula), 2382 nucleotides. Lineage: Eukaryota; Viridiplantae; Streptophyta; Magnoliopsida; Brassicales; Brassicaceae. The record is from the annotation of a GenBank genome assembly.
AUGGAUGAAGGUUUCGAGAUGCCUCCCGUCGGCGGAAUGAACGACGACGACAUGGACUUCGCCGACGACGCCUCCUUCCUCAAAGUCGGCGAGGAGAAGGAGAUCCAGCAAGGUUUGAAGAAGAAACUCGUCAAGGAAGGUGAAGGAUUCGAGACUCCUGAGAACGGCGAUGAAGUUGAAGUGCAUUACACUGGUACUUUGCUCGAUGGAACUAAGUUCGAUUCAAGCCGUGACAGAGGAACGCCUUUCAAAUUCACUCUCGGUCAAGGUCAGGUUAUUAAGGGAUGGGAUAUUGGUAUUAAGACUAUGAAGAAAGGAGAGAACGCUGUAUUCACCAUCCCUUCGGAGCUGGCUUAUGGUGAAUCUGGUUCACCGCCAACUAUUCCUGCUAAUGCCACGCUUCAGUUUGAUGUGGAGUUGCUUUCUUGGUCUAGUGUGAAGGAUAUAUGCAAAGAUGGUGGUGUGUUUAAGAAGAUUGUUGUUGCGGGGGAGAAGUGGGAAACCCCUAAGGAUCUCGAUGAAGUUCUUGUUAAGUAUGUGGCUAAGCUUGAGGAUGGUACGGUUGUUGGGAAAUCUGAUGGUGUUGAGUUCACAGUUAAAGAUGGUUACUUCUGUCCUGCACUUGCUAAGGCUGUGAAAACUAUGAAGAAGGCAGAGAAGGUUCUUCUGACAGUUAAACCACAAUAUGGUUUUGGGGAGAAGGGCAAGCCAGCCUCUGGUGGUGAAGGUGCGGUUCCUCCAAAUGCGACGCUUGAGAUCGAGCUGGAGUUGGUUUCGUGGAAGACAGUUUCUGAAGUGACUGACGAUAACAAGGUCAUCAAGAAGAUCUUGAAAGAAGGGGAAGGAUAUGAGCGUCCCAACGAGGGGGCUGUUGUGAAAGUGAAAUUGAUAGGGAAACUUCAUGACGGUACUGUAUUCCUAAAGAAAGGUCACGGUGAAAGUGAAGAACCCUUUGAGUUCAAAACAGAUGAAGAGCAAGUGAUCGAUGGGCUUGAUAAAGCUGUGUUGAAGAUGAAAAAGGGUGAAGUAGCAUUGGUGACGAUAGACCCAGAGUAUGCUUUUGGUUCAACCGAGUCAAAGCAGGAAUUAGCUGUGGUGCCACCAAACUCAACCGUCUAUUAUGAGGUUGACCUUGUGUCUUUCGACAAGGAGAGGGAAUCGUGGGACAUGAACACCGAGGAGAAGAUUGAAGCUGCUGGUAAGAAGAAGGAAGAAGGAAAUGCCAAGUUCAAAGCAGGCAAAUACGCACUCGCUUCCAAGAGAUACGAGAAGGCUGUCAAAUUCAUUGAAUACGACUCAUCCUUCAGCGAGGAGGAGAAGAAGCAAGCGAAAGCAUUGAAAGUGGCGUGCAAUCUAAAUGAUGCAGCUUGCAAACUGAAGUUGAAAGAAUACAGACAGGCUGAAAAGCUAUGCACAAAGGUGCUAGAGCUGGAAAGCACCAAUGUGAAGGCUCUUUACAGGAGAGCGCAAGCUUACAUGGAGUUGGCUGAUUUGGACUUGGCUGAGUUUGACGUCAAGAAGGCCCUGGAAAUUGAUCCCGACAACAGGGAAGUGAAGGUGGAGCAGAGAAAGUUGAAGGAAAGAAUGAAGGAAUUCAACAAAAAGGAGGCCAAGUUCUACGGAAACAUGUUUGCGAAACUAUCUACUGCACCUCCUCCUCUUAUGCGUAUGUACUCCGUUGAUUUCUCGCCUCCAAGAGAACGUAGAGACCACGUUAGGGAAUCUCCUCGUGUACUGUCACAUGGAGUGAGAGUCCAAAAUCAGGACGCACCCAAAGAUCCUUUAUCAAACCCCAGCGGUCUCUCACGCUCACUCUCUUCUCAUACCCCUUCACCACGAAGAAACUUUCAUAUCUCCUCAAGUGAAAGACGCUCUGCUUUGUCCCGGGUGGGAAUCGGAAACCCAACUAAUACCCCUCACGCCAGAUAUAUUCCGAGCUUUGACUCUAAUAGGCUUCAAGAUGUAGCAAUUCAUUAUGAUGGGCCGGCGGAGCAAGAACAUAUCAGUCCUUUCCAAGAAAAUCUACCAACCGCAGGCAACAAUGCUCGAGUCCCAGAAACUUCACGUUUGGGUAGCAGUGGAGGACCUAUCAUCAUUAAUUUUGAGAGAGAUAUGGAUCCCCCUCAAGGUCCAAAUCCGACAACAAAGACAAUAAAUAGAAGAAGGGUGUCUAAGCCAUCGACCAACAAGAGAAUUGCCAGGAAUCCGCUUCAUGGUGUUAAUCUAAAAAGAACAUUAUCUCAAGAUCUAUCAACCCCCCCAAACAAGAAACUGUGUGUUGAUCGGGACCUAUCUUUACCUUGUGAUAAGGAAGAAUCGAGUAACAAUAUUCGUACAUCAGGAAGGACCAGGAGGACGGAUUUUCGGCCUCCUCAUCCUUAG